AUGGUGGUGGAGCAGAGAGUGCUGCUGACUGUCACCCAGAAUGAGCUACAGAAAGUGGAGGCUGAAAAUGCAGCUGUGAAGACUGAAGUGACGAACCUGAAGAUGGAAAAUGCAGCUCAACAGACAGAGCUGGCCAUACUGAAAAGCAGACUGGCCGCCACUGAGACUGACAUGGAGCAUACCAGACUGGCAGCUACUGAGACUGAUGUAGAGAAUCUGGAGAAAGAGAUCACAGAGCAACCCAAGGUGGCAUUCUCAGUAGGGCUGGGCUCAGGAUACAUAGAGUCUGGGAACACUGAGCUGAACUUGGUCUUCACUAAAAUCAUCACCAAUGUUGGACAGGCCUACAACAGCAUGACAGGCUUCUUCACAGCUCCAGUCAGGGGAGUCUACUACUUCAGAUUCACUGUCACGGAUCACCUAACUUCACGCUAUAUGGACAUCAUGAUGUUUAAGAAUGGAGAGAAGAUCCUGCAUUUACAUGAGUAUGAUGCACAUGGAACCUGGAAUUAUUUGUCCAGUGGUGCUACUCUGCAGCUGGAGGAGGGAGAUGUAGUUAACAUGCGACUUCCUGCAGGCUACAGGCUCUAUGAUGAUGGUAAUAAUCACAGCACCUUCAGUGGCUUCCUGCUCUUUCCUCUCUGA
This is a messenger RNA of Sardina pilchardus (European sardine), 645 nucleotides long. Its product is annotated as complement C1q tumor necrosis factor-related protein 3-like. The transcript has 2 exons. Gene Ontology annotation, molecular function: protein binding. NCBI's taxonomy places the organism in Eukaryota, Metazoa, Chordata, Actinopteri, Clupeiformes, Clupeidae. The record is from RefSeq and is a predicted model, not a curated record. Bases 1 to 645 code for a protein of 214 amino acids.